Sander lucioperca (pikeperch) is the source of this 1146-nucleotide messenger RNA. RefSeq lists its product as uncharacterized. The transcript has 2 exons. Gene Ontology annotation, molecular function: nucleic acid binding; zinc ion binding. NCBI's taxonomy places the organism in Eukaryota, Metazoa, Chordata, Actinopteri, Perciformes, Percidae. Bases 1 to 1146 code for a protein of 381 amino acids. The record is from RefSeq and is a predicted model, not a curated record.
AUGCGAGGAGUGAGAGGGACAAGAGGCGGUCAGACAGAGAAUAAGAAGACUGAGUCAACUCAUACAGAGAGAGGACAUCGGGUGGACGGUGAAGACGCAAUGGAGGAGGAAGCACUAAAAGGAGCAUCAUGUGUUGAGGAUGACGAUGGCAGAGAGCCAACGCUGAGUGACCUGGCAGGGAUUAUCCGGUCAUUUGCGGGUCAACAGGAGGCCCGGGAAGAAGAAUGGAGAGCGCAAGCCAAACGCCAGGAGCACCAGUUCAAGGCACUACAGCAUCAGUUUCGCCUUCUGCAGCAAGAGGUCGAGGAUCGUACAUCUCCAGUCCCCGAGCCUGCUUCCACAGUACCGGAUCCCUUUGAGGACCACAAUUUGAAUGAGAAUCAUCCAAGAGCUCAAGCCUCACCCUCUACAGAGUCGGUCCACCCUACUAUGUCUUCAGCAGAAUUGCAGUGGCCAAAAGUGGACUGGGUUUUUCGCCUCCUUCCACUGCUGACUGGUAAGGCCAGAGGAGCCUAUGUGCAUAUGGAUAUGGAUGAUGCUCAUGAAUAUGAUAAAGUGAAAUCAGCGAUUCUAAAAAAGUAUGAUAUUAACCCUGAGACCUACAGGCAGAGGUUCAGAUCCCUCCAUGUGGAACCUGAGGAGAGCCCCCAGGAGCUGUAUGGGAGGCUGAAAGAGCUGUAUGUCAAAUGGAUACAACCGCAAGGUAAAACACUUCAUGAAAUUAGUGAAGUUCUGAUCAUGGAACAAUACUUGAGAAUGCUGUCCCCUGAGCUUCAGGUUUGGGUAAAGGAGCAUGGGCCGAAAUCUGCUGCUGAAGCUGCCACUCUUGCGGAUGUGUUUGUGGCUGCCCGGGAAAAAGGCCAGCCAUGGAGUAGUAUGGGUGGCAAGGACUGCCACAGGCCCAUACCCCCUCAGCACCAACAGAGGUCGGCGUCAGGAGCGGGUAAGCCUUCCAUGAGGGAGAACCAAUAUGCACCACCCAGAGCUCCUAACCGAACACCAAUUUGUUACUUUUGUGGACAGGAAGGUCAUAUUAAACCGAUGUGCCCAAAGAAUCCAGUCAAGCUGACCCAGAUGUGUUUUGUUUCACGCCAGAGUGUUAACCCUGAACCCAAAAGUAACUAUCAGGAAAAUGGUUGGUGUUAA